UCGCGAUCGUCUUGGCCGCACGCUAGGCUAUGGUGCUUGUUCAGCAGAUUGCACUGUUUGUGUUUGCUUUUUCGGCCAUCGUCAUCGAGGCCGAUCCAAAUGCUCAUAGCGCUCACAUUUUCAAGCAUGUACAAACGAAAACUCCUCCGGAGGUUCAACAGCAGGCUGCCACGGAACUAAUCGGACGUGUCCUGCCGGAGCGAGCGCACGAGUUCAAGGUCUUCGUUGAUAACGGAUUGAAGCUGAAUACGUUUAAGAUCCUAAAAACGAACGACUCAGCAGUGGUAGUUGUUACAGGAUCGAGUGGAGUUGCUGUGGCAAAAGGAUUCUAUCACUAUUUAAAGUAUUACUGUGGAUGUCAUGUUUCAUGGGAUGGGGAUCAAUUGAAUGUACCGGACGAUUUACCACAGGUUGACGUGGAAGUACAAGCUCCUAGCAGCAUCGUGUACUACCAGAACGUUUGUACUUGGUCGUAUUCAUUCAGUUGGUGGACCUGGACCGAAUGGCGCCAUCACAUCGACUGGAUGGCCAUGCAGGGUAUCACCCUGAGCUUGGCACCGUUUCAGGAAGAUCUGUGGGGUGAGGUGUAUCAGGAAUUCAAUCUUACUAAGCACGAUAUCGACAAUCAUCUUUCCGGACCCGGAUUCUUUGCUUGGCAGCGGAUGGGAAACAUCCGCGGUUGGGGUGGACCAUUAACAGUGAAUUUCAUCAAUUUCUCACGGAAGCUUCAAACGCAAAUGGUUCAGGAGAUGCGAAAUCUAGGAAUGGCCUUAGCUCUGCCGGCUUUUGCGGGACAUCUACCAGUUCAGUUUGCUCAGUUGUACCCGCAAGCUAAGCUAACUUCGGUGGAGGUUUGGAAUGAUUUCCCCUCACAGUACGCCAGUCCUUUGUUUUUGGAUCCAACUGAUCCGCUUUUCCUCGAAAUAGGACGCAGAUUCCUCAGCAAAGUAAUCGAUCGUUACGGUACUGAUCACAUCUACUUCAGUGAUCCGUUCAAUGAGAUACAACCUCAAAGUUUCAGUUCCAAGUACCUUUAUAGUGCAUCGGCUGGGAUAUACAAGGCGAUGUCCAGUGCCGACCCGUUGGCAGUUUGGCUGCUGCAAGGAUGGAUGUUUGUGAAGAACCCAUUGUGGAGUGGUUCAGCAAUUCGAGCUUUCCUGACGGCCGCUCCUAUUGGUAGAAUAUUAGUGCUAGACUUACAGUCAGAGCAGUUUCCACAGUAUGAUCGAACGGAGUCCUACCAUGGGCAACCGUUCAUUUGGUGCAUGUUGAGUAACUUCGGUGGAACGCUGGGGAUGUUAGGAUCGGUGGAUUUAGUCUUUCAAAGAAUUCGUGAAACGAGAGGAAAUGACAGUAUGACUAUGAUUGGAACCGGUAUAACUCCGGAGGGGAUCAAUCAGAACUAUGGAUUGUAUGAGUUUGCACUGGAGAUGGGAUGGAAUCCAGAUAUUGAUAACGUCGAGCGGUGGUUCCGGACGUAUGCUUCCGUUAGAUAUGGAAGCAAGGACAAACUAUUGCUCCGAGCGUGGAGCAUUUUUCGAUACACGGUUUACUCUUUCAAUGAAUUGGAAAUGAUGCGUGGAAAGUAUACAUUCAACCGGAGACCAAGCACGAGGCUCCAUCCAUGGGUCUGGUACAAUGAGAGCCUCUUUAACCAAGGAGUACUGAUGUUACUGGAUGCAAACUUAAACAGUACCUUGUUUCACAACGAUGUCGUUGAUCUGACUCGUCAAUUCCUACAAAACACUGCCGAUCGGCUUUACCUUAACAUCAUGAAUGCCUACACAUCUAGGAACCUAGGCUCCCUAAAAUACUUGACCAUUCUUUUCCAGGCGCUUCUGGAAGACAUCGAUCGGUUGCUUCGUACUGACAAACACUUCCUACUUGGACGAUGGCUCGAAUCGGCCAAAGUUCUGGCGGAGACAAGCCUCGAACGACACAAGUACGAGUACAACGCUCGCAAUCAGAUAACCCUUUGGGGACCGCAGGGACAAAUAGUCGAUUAUGCCAACAAGCAGUGGGCCGGUGUGGUACAGGACUUUUUCCUUCCCCGGUGGAAAUUGUUCUUGACGGAGAUGGUGAAGGCGUUAGAGGGAAAUGGCACUUUGAAUGAGGGCAAAGUGAGGGAUAAGAUUUUUAAGACGGUGGAGUUACCAUUCUGUACGGACAACAAACGAUAUCCGACGGAAGCGAAAGGAGAUACGAUGCAGGUGGCCCGGGAACUGUUUGAGGUUUGGAGUAAUCGAGCCAAACUGCUGUUGGAGUUACCAAGGAAACCGAAAAACAAGUUUGGAAAACGGAAGAGGAAGCUCGGUGGUAGGAUGAGUUUCAUGCAAGCAUCGCCAGUUCAAUGAACUACAAUCCUAGCAUAGCAUAAGCCAAGUUGCACAAAUUCGUAGGUUGUACGAGCUCCAAACGGCUGUUAAGAAGAAGACCCACCUCCAUCCAGAACUGUUAGACAGUCCUGAUGAACGUGGGCGUCUGAGUGGAAUACCUGUAUAAAAAGAGAGAUAAGGAUUAGUAAUUUCUAUUUAAUUCCACUACCUUAUUUGCUUAUCCUUGACAGAUAAGCGUAUUUCGUCUACAUACUGUGCAGACUUCUUCAGUGUCUUGUAUAUAUCCGAAUAUAUAUUAACCCAGGUACAUUUUCACUUAGAAGCUAGGUAAUCUUAAAUUUAAUUUCCUGUAGCAGCAGAUACUCCGCUGCUUACUCGUUGAUGCGUCCUAGGUAGUAACUUGAAAAGCCAUGUGUUUCCGUUUCCUUGAUUCCUGUUGAGUAAAGUUGAACUCCGUUGUUUGUUGAUCUCGAGGCCAGUGAUGCAAAAUAUCAUAAUACUCACGUGACACUCGUCUUCGCAUCAACCGACUAUCGCUGACAGAUCGUUUUGUCACGCAGUGAGAGUUAGAGCCAUGGCAAACAACAAUCACCAGUAAUGGUCGCUGCUCACAAGCAAAUCUUUACACUCGCUGCUGAUAAUGAAAAGCACAACGAAAACAGUGAAGAUUUCUGCAGUACAAUCAUGAGAAAAAGCGAAACGACAGAAGAAAAUGAAAACAAUGCCUACGCAUUCCAAGUUCGACUUGGCAGGCGCGAGUGUGUGAGUUACAAACAAAGCAGGCAACAUUAAACGGAAGCUGUUGGGCUCACUCACGACACACUCACAUAAGCAAGCAGAGCACAGAUGAGUGUCGUGAUUGUCAGGAAUGACCAGAUCGGUGAUGGAUCACAACAGAAGACGACAUUCACCAGUUGCUUUUUACUUCUUUCGUCAACUUGAAGAAAUGGUCAUGGAGAGAGCUUCGACGAGCACAUUGAUAGGAAUGUACAAAGCGUUACUACCAUCAGCUGUUUGGCGAUCGUGAUUGUGAUAGGUCGCAACUCUGCUCGAGGCUCUCUGCAACAUCCAGUUUCCAUGGUGUAGAUACGGUUCGUAAAAUCGUGUUGUCCUCCGUCGAUAGUUGGUGGUCCUCUGUGAAGAUGUGUUCUGCAACCUUUGAUUUGAAAUCAUAUGCUAGGCCUUUUUUCUCUUGCUUUUUGGCCUUAUUAACCUACGCUAUAUGUUC
Molecule: messenger RNA, 3564 nt
Organism: Ochlerotatus camptorhynchus
Lineage: Eukaryota; Metazoa; Arthropoda; Insecta; Diptera; Culicidae
Gene: Naglu
Product: N-acetyl-alpha-glucosaminidase
Exons: 4
Coding region: 30-2354 (774 amino acids)
Source: RefSeq, a predicted model, not a curated record